Messenger RNA from Hippopotamus amphibius kiboko, 709 nucleotides. It is a transcript of the gene C1H5orf47, whose product is annotated as chromosome 1 C5orf47 homolog. Lineage: Eukaryota; Metazoa; Chordata; Mammalia; Artiodactyla; Hippopotamidae. The coding region runs from base 1 to 669 and encodes 222 amino acids. The record is from RefSeq and is a predicted model, not a curated record. The transcript is spliced from 5 exons.
AUGGUGGAGACCAUGUAUGAGGGAGGGGACAGUGGUCCGUUCCGUCAGAUCUGCUCCCUUCCCCCACACGCACGGUGGUCUGGCCCCCAGGUGCCCCCUCCUGCCCUCGUCGUCCGCUCGCCCGUCGCGCGGGGCUGGUCGCUGAGGGCACCUGGCCGCGGUUGCGCGACGAAGGCAGCGAUGGCGGCGACAGGCCGGGAGCGGGAGCGGGCGCGCUUUGUCUACGUGAACCGCUUUGGCUCGCACCAGUGUGGCGGCGUCCUGUGGCUGGGCGGCCGCCGGGCUCAGGGCCCGUGGAGCCGCGGGCUCGGGGCCGGCCGAAGCCAGGAGGAGACGCGCGCGGCGGCGGGGGCCCCGGGCGGCGGGGAGCUGCCCCCCGGCUCCCAGCCCCGGGCCCCUGCGACCUCCUCGCCGGCGCGGGCGUCGAGCGCGCGGAGCCGGCCCCGGCAGGCGGCACAAGCAGGUUUAACCCAGAAGAAUUUAGCUAAAAAGUUUGACUUCCCCAUACCUUUGAAUGAAACUUCCAAAAUAAUGAAGAAAAAGAAAAAGGUUUCAGUAUGGAAUGGGGUGUACAAAGUCAUUUCUAAAAUGCUUGAAGAAAAUGAAAAAUACAGACAUAGGCUGAAAUGCCAACAAUUAUUUAGUGACAAUUUAAAUUACACAAGAUGAAUCUUCUUGUGAUCUUCUGGUAAGAAUCCACUUAGAUGAC